AUGGCUUCAUCAGGCUUCUCACCAGCUGCACUACCAGUUUUUAAUGGAGAGGGCUAUCAUAUAUGGGUGGUCAAAAUGAAGACCUACCUGCAGGCAUUCGACCUAUGGGAGGUGUUCAACUCAGAUGUUGAACCAGCACCACUUAGAACCAAUCCAACAGUGGCUCAGAUCAGGCAGCAUGCUGAUGAAAGGACCAAGAGGCAUAAGGCCAUGUCUUGUAUCCAAAAUUAUGUGUCAGAUGUGAUCUUUACAAGGAUCAUGGCCUGUGAGACACCAAAGCAGGCCUGGGACAGAUUGAAGGAGAAGUUCCAAGGGACUGAAAGAAUAAGGCAACAACAGCUAUUGAAUUUGAGAAGGGAUGUAAGGGGUGUUACAAGGGAUUUCGAGAAUUUGAAGAUGAAGGAAGAAGAAACUGUCAAGAAGUAUUUAGACAGAAUUAUGGCUGUGAUUAACAUCAUAGGGCUCCUUGGAGAGCAGUUCAGUGAAGCAAUAAUAGUGGAGAAGAGCAAAGAAGAGCUAGCAGACUGGAGGAGCACCAAUAAGUUUCCUUUCAAGCCAAAACCAAGCUUGCCUCGAGCACUUCUGCUUACAAAGGCAAGAAGAUAUGGAGAGACAAGCCUAAGUCAGAUACUGCAAGAAGAAGGGACCAACCCUGCAGGCAUUGCAAAAGGCUUGGUCAUCCAGAGGCCAAUUUCAAAGGCUGAAGCUCGAGUAGCAGAAGAAGGCAGUGACCAUGAGGAGCAAGUUUUUGCAUUUUCAUGCUCAACUGCUACGGAGAAAGCCACAAAGGGAUGGCUUAUAAAUAGUGGUUACACUAAACAUAUGACGAUAGAUGCUGCCAUCUUCAAGACAAUUGAUAGAAGCUUCAAAACUAAAGUAAAGAUAAGAAAUGGUCACUUCAUCAAGGCAGAAGGCAAGGGAGAUGUGCUAAUAAGCACUCCCACAGGUAACAAGCUAGUUUCAAAUGUUUUAUUGGUGCCUAAAUUUGACAAAAACCUGUUCAGCAUAGCUCAGUUGCUUGAGAAGGGUUAUAUUGUGGUGUUCAAGGGCAAGGAAUGCCAAAUCAGUUAUCAAGUGGAUCUAAGCUCAUGA
Gossypium arboreum is the source of this 1092-nucleotide messenger RNA. RefSeq lists its product as uncharacterized. Lineage: Eukaryota; Viridiplantae; Streptophyta; Magnoliopsida; Malvales; Malvaceae. The transcript has 4 exons. The record is from RefSeq and is a predicted model, not a curated record. The coding region runs from base 1 to 1092 and encodes 363 amino acids.